Molecule: messenger RNA, 3465 nt
Organism: Acromyrmex echinatior (Panamanian leafcutter ant)
Lineage: Eukaryota; Metazoa; Arthropoda; Insecta; Hymenoptera; Formicidae
Gene: GluClalpha
Product: glycine receptor alpha 1
Biological process (GO): monoatomic ion transmembrane transport
Cellular component (GO): membrane
Molecular function (GO): transmembrane signaling receptor activity; extracellular ligand-gated monoatomic ion channel activity
Source: RefSeq, a predicted model, not a curated record
AACGCGAGGCGUCUGCGUGGGUCGGUUGGGAGUCUGGGGGUCCGGGAUCAAUAGCGCUAGCAACCAGGUAGUAGGUAUGGGUGCAUGUAGCUUUCUCCACGGUGGCAGUCCAGGAGACGAACCUCACGAGGUAGGACACUUUACGAGUCGAGCGAGAGAGCGAUAGAGAGAGAGAGAGAGAGAGAGAGAGAGGAGAGGUAGUUAGAUAGAUAGAUAGAGAAAGAGAGAGAGGGAGAGAGUUCGGCGGCCUGUCAGAGUGUCGUGCCGAAGAAGAGCCACGCUAUGCCAGUAAUCGAGCGUAGCUGCGGGGUGUCCAGCAUCUAGGAUUGUCAGCCUCUCCAGGCCGGCGCAAUGUGGCCUGGAGUACUACUAUUACUGGUGUUACUAGCGGUGCUGCUGCAUCCAUCGAGAUGUACGCAGCCAAAAGUGAACUUUCGGGAGAAAGAGAAGCAAGUGCUCGACAACAUCCUAGGACCAGGCCGAUACGAUGCGCGCAUCCGGCCGAGCGGGGAGAACGGAACAGAUGGGCCGGCCAUUGUCCGGGUAAACCUGUUUGUGCGAAGCAUUGCGACAAUUAGUGACAUCAAGAUGGAAUACUCCGUACAAUUAACAUUUCGGGAACAAUGGUUGGAUGAGAGAUUACGGUUUAAUGACUUCGGAGGUAAACUUAAAUAUUUAACCCUGACGGAGGCUAGCCGCGUCUGGAUGCCAGAUUUGUUCUUCUCGAACGAGAAGGAGGGUCACUUCCACAACAUCAUUAUGCCGAACGUAUACAUACGAAUUUUCCCGCAUGGCUCGGUUCUUUAUAGUAUACGGAUAUCCUUGACGCUUUCGUGUCCCAUGAAUUUGAAACUGUAUCCCCUGGAUCGACAGACUUGCUCACUUCGUAUGGCGAGUUACGGAUGGACGACGGACGAUUUGGUCUUUCUCUGGAAGGAAGGCGACCCCGUUCAAGUGGUUAAGAAUUUACACCUACCCAGGUUCACCCUCGAGAAAUUCCUUACGGACUACUGCAAUAGCAAGACGAACACCGGAGAGUACAGUUGCUUGAAAGUGGAUCUGCUCUUCAAGAGAGAGUUCAGUUACUAUCUCAUUCAAAUCUACAUCCCAUGCUGUAUGCUCGUUAUCGUGUCCUGGGUGUCUUUCUGGCUGGAUCAGAGCGCCGUGCCUGCUCGGGUGUCACUAGGCGUUACGACACUGCUGACAAUGGCCACACAGACAUCGGGGAUAAACGCCUCACUGCCACCGGUCUCCUACACGAAGGCUAUCGACGUUUGGACAGGAGUGUGCUUGACCUUCGUGUUCGGUGCACUACUUGAAUUCGCGCUGGUCAACUACGCGUCGCGUAGCGACAUGCACAGCGACAACAUAAAGAAGCAGUUUCCACAGAACGAGAUGGAACAUUCGUCGUCGAUUGAUCCGUCUUCGGAAUUGCUCGAGCCGGAUGGAUCCGCCAACUUCGCUAUGCAACAGCAGACUCACGGCAGUAAUCCGUCGAUGACACAACAUCAUUCGCUGCCGCGUACGUAUCAACAGGACCAUCAUCAUCAGCAGCAGCAGCACCACCACCAUCAUCAGUUACAUCGUCAUCAGCGUUAUCAUCCGAAUCGUUCGCCAUCGCCGACUUUCUCGCUGCUGAACGACGAAGAUUGCGUCGCCGGCCGAUGUUCGCCGAUGAAAGCAACGCGACAUCACUCGCAUAGGAGCUCGGCGAGGUCGUCGCCGUCGCGAUGGCCUUCGCCAGCAUCCUCAGCGUCGCCUCUGGAUACGCCGUUGCGUGCCGCAACACCUUCGCCGCCGAUCGCGGUACCGAUUUCGUCCACGACACCGCUGCCCAUGUCGGCUACGGUGUCGUCGAAAACGCGCUACUGGCUGAGGAAAUUGCUUUUAUGUGGAUAUCCGGAUGAUGCCCGAGGCAGCGCGAGAAUCGACUACAUUGCGCGCUAUGCCUUCCCAUUCAUGUUCAUUCUCUUCAACGUCUUGUACUGGUGUAUUUACACGGGUCAUGAAGGUGACAAUGUUGGUAUGGAAAAGUGAAGAAGGAUAUAUAAAAUCAUGUGUACGAAACCAAGCCGAGUGCGAUUCGUCAAGUCGGAUAAAUCGUUGAAAAAACACCGAGGCAAACCUUUUACGAGCUCUGAUUAUAAGAUACAUUAAUAACAACGAUAUUUUGCAAAUCAGACUAAGUUUGCUCGACGAGGACCGACCGGAGGCACUUCGACAUGGAGAUAAAUCUUCACUGUUCGCGCCCGAAACAAAAAUACUCCAGGACGAGGAUCAUCUAAAGCAACGAGGAUGUUAGCGAUGUUCAGUACACAUUUCGCGACGGUCGAAAUGAUGAGGACGAAAUAUAACAUCUUAAUUGCGUACUAUAGCUCAUAUACACACACAUACACACACACAUACGCAUACGUUCGCGCACACAUAGACAUAAUACGUAUGCGUUCAUGUAUGCAAAUCUGCUCGGAAGACCGCGUGCCACAGACUGAAUUGAAAGCGUAGAGGGCCCUGUAUAGCCACGGCCUGUUAACAAUGAAAGAAAAAAAGAGGCGUAAAAUUUAUAAGAAUAAAUAUAUCUACGUUGCGCGAGAUCGCGCGCUUUGGAUCGCGAACGUAUCCGUCACUGCGAAAUUAACGUCGGAUAGUUCGUCGGAUCCAUUAAAUAUUACCGUAAGUUGAGAUAACGGUGAGAUAAUACACGGCACGUCGAGACAACGCGGUUCGCUUCAGUUUUCCACGUGAAACGACAAUUAUCUCAAUAAGUACACGAGACGUUUUUCAUCAUUGAGUUUCAAGAAUAUGAAAUGAUCGGCGUUGACUCGCUGCGUCGUGUGUUAUCCUUCCUCAAGGAAUGAUAUUUCUGUAUAAGGUGCACACGAGGAUCGGCUGCAGAAUGUUCGACGCUGGGAAAAAAAAUAUUGAAAGUUAUGUGUCUAGAAAGGUGUCGAACGUUCGAUGAUCUUUCGGGUGUAUAAAAUAAUCUGUUGGUAUCUGGCAGGUUUAUCAAACCUAGCGGUACCAAGUGACGCAGACCGAAGCCUCGAAAGCUCGUGUUUGAAUUAUCAUAUUUUUUUAUUUACCCCAUAUUAUAUAUAUAUAUAUAUAUAUAUAUAUAUAUAUAUAUCCUAAUUUAAAAGGACAGUGUUAGAUAGCUGUCGCGGAAAUUGGAGAGAUAAGAGGACUCACGUUGUAAUUUAAUUAUGUCGGUGGAUUUUAGAGAAGUGUAUCCCCCUGCUCUUCUACCACUGAUAAUAUACCAUCAGAUGUCUUAUUGGUAUCGCUAGGCUCAGUCCUUAUCCGGGCAGCUAUUCUUUUUGCGAAGAAAAUGAGCCAACGCUCGCCGAAACAUUUAAUAUAAGUUAUCGGUGAAUUUCUUUCUAAAUUUGUUCAAAAAAUUUUGAGUCUUCAAAAGUACAGAUGUAACCAUCGUGGUAAAGAGUUGCGCGUCUAUUCUGUGUAAAAAAG